AAAAAACCCACGAUCCAUACACGCGCCAUGGCUACCGUACCAAGCACCCAGAAGGGUGUCAUCAUCGAAAAGACAGGCGGCACCGAAGUCCUUCAAUACAAGACCGACUUACCUGUCGCAGCCCUUGCCGAAGGUGAAAUCCUUGUCAAGAACGACUAUAUCGGAGUCAAUUUCAUCGACACCUACUUCCGCAGUGGUCUAUACCCUGCGUCCCACUUCCCGUACAUUCUCGGCCGAGAGGCCGAAGGCACCGUCGUCAAAACCGGCGGCGGCGAGCUCCAUGGGCUCAAGGAGGGUGAUAAAGUCGUAUGGAUGGGCGACGGCGCAUACACCCAAUACACCGCAGUCCCCGCCUUCAAAGCCAUCAAGAUCCCCUCCUCCCUCCCCCCCAAAAUCGCCGCGGCUUCGCUCCUGCAAGGCCUCACGGCCCUAACCCUCGUCCGCGAAGCCCACCCCGUGCAAAAAGGCGACUGGGUCCUCGUCCACGCCGCCGCGGGCGGCACCGGGCUCUGGCUCGUGCAGCUGCUUAAAGCCAUCGGCGCACACACCAUCGGGACCGCCUCAACGCAGGAAAAAGUCGAUCUCGCACUGAAAGCCGGUGCUGAGCACGUCAUCAACUACACCCACGAAGACGUGCGGCAGCGCGUCGCGGAACUGACUUCCGGACAAGGCGUGAUCGCUGUCUUUGACGGAGUGGGGAAGUCGACGUUCGAUCUAAGCCUGGACGUGCUCGCGCGCAAGGGCAGUUUGGUCUCCUUCGGAAACGCGAGCGGAGCGGUGCCGCCCGUCACGAUCGGGCGACUUACGGCGAAGAACGCGAAGUUGCUGCGCCCUACGGUGGCGAAUUACGUGGCUACGCGGGAGGAGUACGAGGCGUAUAGCAAGGAGCUGUUUGCGUUUAUCGAGAAGGACGGGCUGGAUGCGCGGAUCCAUGGGGUUUAUCCCCUUAGCGAGGUGGCGAGGGCGCAGGGGGAUUUGGAGGGCAGGAAGACUAGUGGGAAGUUGUUGUUGGAUCCGGAGAAGUAAGGUAUAAAGAAUCCCGAUUGAGAAAUGAUGUAUCUGAGGUAGUGUAAUUAAGUAUCGCUAAAAGUGAUGUUGAAACCGUCUGUUACCUUUUCUCUUGAUAUCAGGGCUUAGAAAAUUCAUGUCGCUUAAUGGAAAGAUAGGGAUGCCAUCGAAUUUCCCUAUUGUUAGUUUACACCACAGCCAAGCAUUAAUAUUUCCAUUAGAAUCAC
This is a messenger RNA of Annulohypoxylon maeteangense, 1235 nucleotides long. Its product is annotated as NAD(P)-binding protein. The transcript is spliced from 3 exons. Gene Ontology annotation, cellular component: cytoplasm. Lineage: Eukaryota; Fungi; Ascomycota; Sordariomycetes; Xylariales; Hypoxylaceae. The record is from RefSeq and is a predicted model, not a curated record. Gene Ontology annotation, biological process: cellular response to oxidative stress. Gene Ontology annotation, molecular function: zinc ion binding; quinone reductase (NADPH) activity. Bases 28 to 1026 code for a protein of 332 amino acids.